Messenger RNA from Solanum dulcamara, 2671 nucleotides. Its product is annotated as phosphoribosylaminoimidazole carboxylase, chloroplastic-like. The transcript is spliced from 16 exons. The coding region runs from base 385 to 2283 and encodes 632 amino acids. Gene Ontology annotation, cellular component: chloroplast. Gene Ontology annotation, biological process: 'de novo' IMP biosynthetic process. Gene Ontology annotation, molecular function: metal ion binding; ATP binding; phosphoribosylaminoimidazole carboxylase activity. The record is from RefSeq and is a predicted model, not a curated record. Lineage: Eukaryota; Viridiplantae; Streptophyta; Magnoliopsida; Solanales; Solanaceae.
CAAGCCUCCCUUUUCUUAGGUAUAGCAAACCCUAGCACAGUAGCUUACACAGUAGUGGUCUUGCUCUCCCUUGUCUUGCAAGUGAAGAGAAGGCCAAGAAGGCCAAUUUUAUUUUAUUUUUAGCUGAUUUCGAAUUUAAGGUGGGGUAAAGCGCGUGAAGGAAUCUGAGAGCAAGUGAGCAGCAUGAGUUAACUAUAAAAGAAAUGAUAGCAGUAGCAAAGGGUAGGCUAUUUUUGUAUGGAAAUUCUCUGAGUCUCUCAUGCCCAAUUCUGAGAAAUCUGAGCUUCUCAUCCCUCUCAUUCUCUAUCUUAUAUUUCAGUCUUGUAUCGUUAUUUUCCUUGUUUCAUUAGAGUCAGUUGUAAUUCAUCAAAUAGUUGGAGGGCAAUGUUGAGCCUAAACAACACUCUCCCAACUAAUUCUAUCCAUCAAAAAAUCUGUGUUGUUUCUGCAAAUUUUUCUCAAAAGAGGGUCCUUUUUCGUACCGUGAUUAAAAAUCAGAGUGAUUUGUUUUCACCAUUGCAACAACAAGCUCAGAAUAUCUCUCCUAUAUGUAGAGCUUCAUUGGAAUUUCUACAUAACUCACCCAGUCGUUCAGCCGUCCAUGGACUAUCAGAAACGGUUGUGGGUGUUUUGGGAGGAGGGCAGUUGGGUCGUAUGCUGUGUGAAGCAGCAUCCCAAAUGGCAAUCAAAGUGAUUGUCUUGGACCCAACGGAGAAUUGUCCGGCUAGUGCACUAGCACAUCAACAUGUGGUGGGAAGCUAUGAUGAUAGUGCCACAGUUGAAGAAUUUGGGAAAAGCAGGUGUGGAGUGCUAACUGUUGAGAUUGAGCAUGUUGAUGUUGCCACACUUGAGAAGCUUGAGCAACAAGGUGUGGAUUGCCAACCCAAGGCUUCGACUAUUCGCAUAAUACAGGAUAAAUAUCUUCAGAAGGUCCACUUUUCUCGUCACGGUAUCCCACUUCCUAAGUUUAUGCAGAUUGAUAACCUUGAAAGUGCUAGACGAGCAGGGGACCUGUUUGGUUAUCCUCUUAUGAUAAAGAGCAGGAGGUUGGCAUAUGAUGGGCGUGGCAAUGCUGUUGCGAAAAGUGAGGAGCAGCUCUCCUCUGCUGUUAAUGCACUUGGAGGAUAUGAUCGUGGUUUAUAUGUUGAGAAAUGGGCUCCAUUUGUGAAGGAGCUCUCUGUGAUUGUGGCUAGGGGAAGGGAUAAUUCAAUUGCAUGCUACCCUGCUGUAGAAACUAUUCACAGGGACAACAUUUGUCAUAUCGUAAAGUCACCUGCUAAUGUAUCUUGGAAGAUUAUGAAGCUUGCAACAGAUGUUGCACACAGAGCUGUUAGUUCAUUAGAAGGUGCAGGAGUCUUCGCUGUUGAGUUGUUUCUGACAGAGGAUGGUCAGAUUUUACUAAAUGAAGUAGCUCCAAGACCUCAUAAUAGUGGGCAUCAUACCAUUGAGGCUUGCUUCACUUCACAAUAUGAGCAGCAUUUGCGGGCUGUCGUUGGCCUUCCACUUGGUGAUCCAUCAAUGAAAACUCCUGCUGCAGUCAUGUAUAACAUAUUGGGGGAAGACGAUGGAGAACCUGGAUUUCUUUUGGCUAAUCAACUUAUUGGAAGGGCAUUGGGAAUUCCAGGGGCGUCUAUUCAUUGGUAUGACAAGCCAGAGAUGCGAAGGCAACGCAAGAUGGGACACAUCACAAUAGUUGGCCCUUCUAUGGGCAUUGUGGAAGCACAGCUAAGAGUGAUGCUAAAUGAAGACAGUGUUAAUGGCCAGCCUGCUGUUGCACCACUUGUUGGAAUCAUAAUGGGAUCUGAUUCAGAUCUGCCUGUUAUGAAGGAUGCUGCCAAGAUUCUAAAUGAGUUUGAUGUGCCUGCUGAAGUAAAAAUUGUUUCAGCCCACCGUACACCUGGGAUGAUGUUUUCUUAUGCUUUGUCUGCGCGAGAACGUGGUAUCCAAGUAAUAAUUGCUGGGGCUGGUGGUGCCGCCCACUUACCUGGAAUGGUUGCUGCAUUGACUCCACUACCUGUUAUUGGUGUUCCAGUACGGGCUUCCACAUUAGAUGGACUUGAUUCCCUAUUGUCCAUUGUUCAGAUGCCAAGAGGGGUCCCAGUUGCAACCGUUGCAAUCAACAACGCCACAAAUGCAGGUCUGCUGGCCGUAAGAUUGUUAGGGAUCAGCGACAUAAAGUUGCAAGCUAGGAUGGCCCAGUAUCAAGAGGACAGGAGAGAUGAGGUAUUGGUAAAAGGGGAGAGACUAGAAAAAGUUGGCUAUGAAGAGUAUCUGAACUCUUAAAAACUAUUUCAGCACCGGCUGUUUCUAACAUUCACUAAAUUGUAGUAGCACAGUGUUACCUGCAUUGUACAAUAGUCAAAUAUAUUAGAUAGCAUGAGCUGCACAAGCACUGGUCAGCAGCAAGUUUUAUUGGUGCUGUUUCGGGAGCAAAUGCAUUUUGAGGCAGAUGAAGGAAAAGCCAUGAUACAAGAUUUUACUUUGAACAAGCUUUCUACUUGGAAUUUUGUUUAAAAUCUGUUGUUGUUUUGUUCUAGUCAGGUCUCAAAGACUUGAGUGUUCAAAACUAAACUUCUGUCCUGUUCUAUAGACCAUUUUAGUCUCCUUUCAAAUUUGAAAGUAUGACAAUUACCAUUUCUGGUGUAUAUGAUUUCAAGAAUAUUGAGUUUUU